Molecule: messenger RNA, 1401 nt
Organism: Lactuca saligna
Lineage: Eukaryota; Viridiplantae; Streptophyta; Magnoliopsida; Asterales; Asteraceae
Source: the annotation of a GenBank genome assembly
AUGAUUCUAUGCUUUCUUGAAAAGAAAGAUAACAAGAAGAGCUUCAAAACCCUCUUUCAGAUCCCUCAUUUUCUUCAUCCACACACAAGCAAAUCAAUCAUGGGUCAGGGAACUCCCGGCGGUAUGAACCGGCAAGGUAUGCCUGGCGAUCGGAAGAACGAUGGCGAGAAGAAGGAGAAGAAAUUUGAACCAGCAGCACCGCCGGCUCGUGUUGGACGAAAACAACGGAAGCAGAAGGGACCAGAAGCAGCGGCUAGGUUACCCACGGUGACGCCACAUUCAAAGUGUAGGCUAAGGCUCUUAAAGCUUGAGCGAAUUAAAGAUUACUUGUUGAUGGAAGAGGAGUUUGUGGCUAAUCAGGAGAGGUUGAAGCCUCAGGAAGAGAAGACUGAAGAAGAUAGGUCAAAGGUCGACGAUCUUCGUGGAUCUCCGAUGAGUGUUGGAAACCUCGAGGAGCUUAUUGACGAGAAUCACGCUAUUGUAUCUUCGUCAGUCGGACCGGAGUAUUACGUUGGUAUUUUGUCGUUUGUCGAUAAGGAUCAGCUUGAGCCUGGAUGUGCAAUCUUGAUGCACAAUAAGGUUCUUUCUGUUGUUGGUCUUCUUCAAGACGAUGUGGAUCCCAUGGUGUCUGUGAUGAAAGUUGAGAAGGCUCCUUUGGAGUCUUAUGCUGACAUUGGUGGACUAGAUGCCCAAAUACAAGAAAUCAAGGAGGCAGUGGAGCUCCCUCUGACUCACCCUGAAUUAUACGAGGACAUUGGUAUCAAGCCUCCAAAGGGAGUCAUACUCUAUGGAGAGCCUGGAACAGGCAAGACAUUGCUUGCAAAGGCAGUGGCAAACUCCACAUCAGCAACUUUCUUACGUGUUGUUGGAAGUGAGUUGAUUCAGAAGUACCUUGGAGAUGGUCCUAAGUUGGUGAGAGAACUGUUCAGAGUUGCUGAUGACCUCUCCCCAUCUAUCGUCUUCAUUGAUGAAAUCGAUGCUGUUGGAACAAAGAGGUAUGAUGCCCAUUCUGGAGGUGAACGUGAAAUUCAGAGGACUAUGUUGGAGUUGUUGAAUCAGUUGGAUGGAUUUGAUUCAAGAGAUAGGAAGAUUGAGUUUCCACUUCCUGACAUUAAAACAAGGAGGCGUAUAUUCCAGAUACACACAUCAAGAAUGACACUAUCUGAUGAUGUGAACUUGGAGGAAUUUGUGAUGACUAAAGAUGAGUUCUCGGGUGCUGAUAUCAAGGCUAUUUGUACUGAGGCUGGAUUACUUGCUUUGAGAGAACGUCGAAUGAAGGUGACACAUCCAGAUUUUAAGAAGGCAAAGGACAAGGUUAUGUUCAAGAAGAAAGAAGACUUCAUUUACAGUUGGUUAGAAAAGCUUUAUGACAUACAUGCUUGUCGGUAUGGCAGGGUAUAA